This is a messenger RNA of Adineta ricciae, 1389 nucleotides long. NCBI's taxonomy places the organism in Eukaryota, Metazoa, Rotifera, Eurotatoria, Adinetida, Adinetidae. The record is from the annotation of a GenBank genome assembly.
AUGAAGCGAAUGAUUUCUUCUACACAAAAUAAUCGAGAUGUUCCAGCAUCACAAUCGAAACGUAUUCGAGGAGAUAUAACCAUCCGACAAGAUGCCCACAGUUUUGAUACAGUUGAUAAUCAUCAUGGAAUUAAAAGUCAAAAGAAACCAUCGAAAAACGAUUCUCAAUAUGCUAAAAAGAAUCUGACUAGUGGUGAAUCUGACCGUGAGAAUGAUUAUAAUAUUACAACAUCUACGCCUACACCAACUGCAUCCACUAUUUCAUUUCCAUCAUCAUCAUCAUCAUCAUCAUCAAAAGGUUUAUCAGCAGUAACUAAUCAGAAAGGAACAACUGAACGUAAUGCAAUUCAGCCGUUGAAGUUAUCAGAUAAACCUAGUAGUUCUCUCCAUUCACGAACCAGUUCAUCCAGAACAACAUUGCCAAAAGGAAAUACGAAAACAAAUUCAGCAAAUCUGAAAUCAACUGAUAGUACUGAUCGAAAUGUAGAAUAUUCAAAUUCGCAAGUUGUACAAGCAUUUACAUUGACAAAUAAUAAUUCAACAACUAAUAAACAAAGAUCCAACUUGAGCUCCGCCUUCAAUUGUAGUGCAACAUCUCAUCGGUCCUCAAGUUCUUUAUCCCGUCAUGAUUUAAAUAGCUCAAGAUCAAUAGACUUUCCGACUAAUUCAUUAAUCGAAGGAUCAAUGGAAUAUCGAGAAUUAAAACGAUUACAUGCACAAGAGAAGAAUUUAGUCGAGAAAUGGAGAAAAGAUUAUCAAGUUCUUAAAACACAAUUGAAUUAUGUGACAUCAAAUUCAAUACCACGACCAACGGUUGCUGUUGUUGAGUGGCUUGAGGAAUUGUUCAAUCUGAUGAAAGAUAACAAGGCAUUUUCUGGUGAUGGAAGAACAUUGGAUGAUAUUGGUACAGAAAUAGGUCUUGAUCCCGCAGAUCUUGUUACCGUGCAAGCACGGACUCCACAAAAGUCCGCAUUGAAAAUAUUCAGGUUGUUAUAUCCGACAAUUGGAAGUCGAGCUGCCUGUGGUUCUAUUUUAAGAAUUUCAAAAGAAGAAUUAGAAAACAUAUACACCUAUGUUCGUAUGCUACAUCCAAAUCUAACAUUCCACAUGUCCGAUAUGAAAAAUGCCAUUGGUACAUCUAUUCGUAGUGCUCGGAGUAAGUUAAGGAGGAGUGGUCAAUAUCAUCAACAACAUUUGGAUAUGAUGGGAAACGAUGAGAAUGUUGAUCCCGAUGAACGAAAUGAAACAAUUGACGAUGUGUCAAACGAUGACAAUAAUGAAGAUGACGAUGUUGAAGAAGAAGAAAGUGAUGGUGAAAAUGGAAAUGACAGCGGUGUUGGCCAUGUGGCUAUUGAUGAUUAUAUCGACGAAGCCGCGGAUGAUGAAUAA